This is a messenger RNA of Musca domestica (house fly), 7950 nucleotides long. RefSeq names its product E3 ubiquitin-protein ligase RNF38 (gene mura). The transcript is spliced from 10 exons. Lineage: Eukaryota; Metazoa; Arthropoda; Insecta; Diptera; Muscidae. The record is from RefSeq and is a predicted model, not a curated record. The coding region runs from base 1850 to 4627 and encodes 925 amino acids.
ACGAAAAAUCUCUUCUUUUUUCUUCUAUGUACAUAUCUAUACAACAAAUGAAUAUAUGUAUGCAUAAUAUAUGUAAAAAAAAUAUAUAUUUGUGUGUGUGUGUGUGCGCGCUUGGUGGAAAAAUCAAUUCUCUAUGAAGUAACAUUGAAUUUUAAGUUUAAAGGCCCCCAAAAUUACAUACACACAUGUGUAUACAACAAACCAGCACAAAGAAGGAAGUGUGCCGACAUACAAACCAUCAUAUUGUUUAUUGUCGUUUGGAUGUGUGUAAUCUUUUUGUUCGACCAGAAAAUGACAAAAAGACGGACGUUGAGUCGCUCGGUCACACUGAUGGUUGGCAAUGGUUGGUUGGCUGGUUGGUUGAUAUAUAGACGUGAAUGUGGAUACAUACAUGUGUGCAUGUAUUAUAUGUCGUAUAUGUAUGUAUACAUGUUUGAGGUUUGUGUUUUGUUUGAUCGGUUCAAGUCGCUGGAUGUCACUUAGACGACAAGUACGCGAACGGGUGCGGCGGUGGAUACAUUGUUGUUUUUAAUAAAAUUCAUAUUUUUGUUUUGUAGCUAUUAGCUCUAAAUUUUGAAGCACCACUCGAAAUGCUGUGUUCCUUUUUUCUGUACAAAAAAUAUUAGCAUGAAACGAUUACAGCAACUGUUCAUAUACAUAUAUACACAAUAAAAAGUGUCGAUUAACGCAAAAAUAACAGUGUGGUGGUUGUGGGGCAUGUUCAUGGGCCCCACUUGUUCAAAUUGAAACUCACCAUCGUCUCGUUCAUUCACAAUAGCGGUGCUAACUGCUGUUGACUUGCUGGCUCUCAACUAAAGAGUACAACUUGGCAAUUCACCACAUUCAUUUGUGUAGCCCCUCGCGAGUUGGUUCGUUUGGACGGCCGUAAAUAAAAUAGGAAAAUACAACAAAGAAAUCCAUAGUUUCGUGUGUGCUAAUGUGAUUAAACCGUCGCGAUACAGACACUUUUUGCCUUUAAAACAAAACGAAAAAAAAAACAUCACAUACAAAGAAAACAACAACAGAAAAUAAUAAAAUAAAAAAAAACAAAAGUAAACAAAAGCUAGCUGGGGAGAUAUAUACAAACAAUACGCUGCUGUUCAUAUAUAGGUGGCACAUAUGCGAGUGUGUGUGUGUGUGUGUGUGUGUUUGCGUUGAACCCCCCCAACAAAGACGGCAAAUAAUGUAAUUUCAUGAGAAACAUUUAAGAAAGGCAAAUGAAAAAAUAAACGGAAACAAAUCGGAUAUAAUAAAGAAAGAACAGAGAAUACAUAACAAAAAAUAAAGAAUAACAAGUGAAUUUUAUUCAAACUGUGUAGCUUCAUUUAAUUUAAUAGAAUAAUAAAUAUCGGAUAGUAUCUUUCUCCAAUUUUUUAAACAAAGAGAGUAUAAAAACGUCCCGAGCAGUGUUUACACACACCAACACACUUCAUUAGCACAUCGACCAAUCCGCCAACCAACCCAACAAUCGAAGAGCAAUACUACCAACGAAAAAAGAAACAAUAUUCCUAUUGGACCAUUCAAAAAGCUACGUCUAAGUUUGCCCAAUCCCGCCAUUUCGAAUGAUCCGCACAUGACACAAUAAAACAAGUUAUAGAUACUUCGAACAAAAAUUACAAAAACAUAGCUCCCCCCGACAACAACAACAAAAUCAACAAUUAGUGGAUAUUCAGUCCGAUCAACGAGCAAUCAAACAUUCAUCCAUCUGUCCAAGCAUUAGUCAUUGUUUCGAGGGAGAAGAAGAAGUGCAUUGUCCAAACCAGAGAACGACGGCUGCCUUAGAACUCUCCUCAACGAAGACAAGGAGCGAGGGGUUAUUGGUUGAUCGGUACAUCUGGCUUUCAUUGUCAUGAUCAAUUCAAAUCACACGGGUACGACCCGUCGACCUUUUUCACGAAACGGUCCAUCUGUUCGCAACCAUCGAGGACGUUCGGUAUUUUCUCCACAUCAUCACCCACAUUCUUAUCAGAGUCAACAGCAAGUGCACCAGCAGCAGCAACAACAGCAGCACAACAACAACAACCAUCAUCGCAUGAACAAUAAUGGCAUCAAUUCCGGCGGAGGAAACAACAACAACAAUCCAGGGACACCCUGGUACAAUAAGGAUAACAACGCUAAUAGUAACAACAUGGAAACGUGGAAUUCGCUUGGCAACAAUAGCAACAAUCACCAACCACAACAACAAGUUAGCAACCUGUCAUUACAACAACAAUUCCAUGCACAAAAUUAUCAACAGAAUAGUCGCCGGGGAGGUACAAAUAUUCACGGCGAUUUUUACAGUUUCCGGCGUGGUGGUGGUGCCGGCGGCGGUGGCAACAAUGGUAACGGGUCCAACGUAACCAAUGGGAAUAUGAUGAUGAUGAUGCCUCAUCGCAAUGCUGACUAUCAUCAGCAGCAUACCGAUCGCGAUCGUUAUGGCAACAGCAAUCACAGUCGAAACUAUAACGGCAGCAAUGGUGUUGGAUCAAACUCAGGUCUAUGUGAUAGAAAUAUGAACAAUAGCAAUGCCCACAAUGAUCUGGGGAUGGGUGGUAGCAAUUCUAGAAUUAUGGAAGCUGGUGACAAUUCCAAUUUCCCUGUUGCGAACAGUAAUCGCAUCAAUAACAACGCAUACAAUCGCUCUUCGCAGUACUACAACAAUAACAAUCAGUACGCCAACAAUGGACCAUCGACGUCGGCAUCUGCUUUAGGUGCUGGCAGUGUUGGCUCGCUUUCAGAUGGACCAUCCGGCUCUGGUUUGUCCGGAUCGAACAUACUUAAAUCGGACAGUCCGUCACGUAAACGAAGGCGUAUAUCGGGGAGAAUGCCAAGCCAGUCGCCUCCAGCUCUGUGGGAGCAGAGGCGUUCGCCACGCAUGUUGUUGCAGCAAGGAAGCCCACCUAUACGACGACCCCGCCUGAGGGACAACAGUUCGAUCUCACAAAACCAAAAUUAUUUUAAUAAUGGGGGCUAUCACCAGCAAAGUCAGCAGCAGCAUCACUAUCAACAGCAGCCGCAACAACAUCACCAACAGCAACAACAUCCACAGCAACCACCACCGCCGCAGCAUCAACAUCAACAUACCCAACAGCAACAGCAGCAGCAACAUUCAAAUGCACAUUUUAUGACACAACAACAACAGCAACAACAUUCCCACUGGGAUUUAAAUACUGCCGCUGUAGUCAAUACCAGUUCCGCUCCCUCACUGGCUCUCAUACACACCCCACCGCCUGCCCAUCCACACAAUCCUGCGCAAAGUCCAACAGCCUUACCACCGCCGCCGCCACUGAUGGUUGAUAUCAACCAGGUUCCCUUAAGUUUAUCUCUACGACAUGCUGAACCAGUGUGGGCCUCAAUAUGCACUACGUAUCCCGCCCAACCGCCACCACCGCCGCAGCAACCACGCUUGGCGCCAUGUCAUCUUCAUAGCAUAUAUCCACAAACGUUUCCAACUCAACCCGCCUGUAAUUCGCAUCCGCAUGCUCAAUUUACUAAUGCUGCCAGUUUUCCGGCUGGCACCCUACAAGUGGCUCAGACUCCGCAGCACCUGGCUGCAGCAACGGCCGCAGUGGCCCAGCAACAACAAUCGCAAGCAGCAUUAGUGGCUGCAGCUACAGUUGCUGCCAACUACCAGAAUUCGACACACUUGACACAACAGCAAAGGUCUGAUGCAGCAGCCGCUGCAGUUGCUAGCUUAUCGCUGGAUCCUGCAGGAACUCAUCAUCAUCAUCACCAUCAUUCGCAAGGUGUUACAGCAGUGCCACAACUACAGGCCACAUCCAUACACCUAACAUCGAUGUCAGCAGCAGCAGCGGCAGCUGCCGCCCAUCAUUCACAUUCCAUGGCGGCGGCAGCAGCUGCUGCAGCACAAGUCUCACAGCUGUCAGCUCAACCACAGCCAAUUAUAAUAUCAGCAGAAAGACGUACAUUCCCUCCACAUAGACGUAUUACACGUUUUUGGACCGCAAACCAUCCCCACGGCCCUCAUAGACAUGUCUUGCCUCCACAAACCCUGGGUCCACAACCAACGCCAGUGCAGAUACAAACAACUGGCAUCAUAAAUCCUGGAUUUUUACUAAAUUUCCUUGCCAUGUUCCCGUUGUCCCCUUACAAUCAACAUGAACUGAAUUCGUCCGAUUCAAAUGAAACAGAAAACUACGAAGCAUUAUUGAGUUUAGCUGAACGUCUGGGCGAAGCUAAGCCACGUGGUUUGGCUCGUAAUGAAAUUGAUCAGCUUCCCAGUUAUAAAUUCAAUCCAGAAACACAUAACGGUGACCAAACAUCCUGUGUUGUUUGCAUGUGCGAUUUUGAGCUACGACAAAUAUUGCGUGUUCUGCCGUGUUCACACGAAUUCCAUGCCAAAUGUGUCGACAAAUGGUUGCGGUCUAAUCGAACAUGCCCGAUAUGCCGAGGUAAUGCCUCCGACUAUUUUGAUAACCCAGAUCAGCAAACACGACAACCCUCACAGGCCCAAUUGCAAACAAACCAAACCGCAUCUGCUGCUCCAGCUGCGGUUCAAGGAAGUGCAGGGGCAAGUGGUGAUAACAGCAAUACAAAUGCGACCCCAGCACCGGCAGCAACAGUUAAUAUUAACUCCAAUAAUAGUCAAGUUCAACCAAAUGGUCAGAGUAUAACAACAACCCACUAAAAGACAAUAAACAUCCAUAACUUAUUGUCUGUCUUAACAAAAACAACGAAUUUUACCCUCACUACAAGGUUAUUUGUUUUUCUAUCAUCCCAUUACGGCACACAUUCAUUUAAACAAGCAAAACGUUCAUUUUUUAAAUGGCAAAUGCUGGCCUUUCUGAAGAAAAAAACCACACAUUUUAUAAAUUUUGUUUUACUAUUUUAAACUGUCAUCAUCUAAUGUGAUGGAUUACAACACUGUAGUGUAUUCCAACAACAAUAAUAUAUUUCUUUAUCUUUUUGCAAUAAUUGAUGGAUAAAAAGGCAAAACGAUGCGUGCAAUGAUCUAGUCAUAGAACGAGACCCUAUUGGGUAUUUUCAAACUUUCAGUUAUUAAAUUUCCAACCAACCAACCAAGAGAUGAGAUUUUGAAGGUACAACUCUUCUCUCUUUCCAUGGAGAUAGUACUGACCAUAACCUCAUUGAUGGAUGAUGCGAUUUAAAAGAGAAAUCAGUUUGAAAAUCCUCUGUAAUGUCUGUAUUAUGAACAAUAUCAUUGCCACACAUAACCACUUUUUUAUUAUUCUUUGUAGCAAUAGAAUUUAAUUGUUAUUUUACACAUUUCCGAUACUAAUGUUAGGCCCUGUGCGAAUUGCAUAUACAUUUGCUUUAUUUUUAACUAGCUUUGUGUUUUCAGAAUAUAUUUUAGGUUUUUAACCAAUUUGUUUUUAGCUUUGAUUGUUGACCGGUCGUCGUCUAUAUUAUUUUUAUGCUUUCAUAUUACUUACACAAUUUGUGCAAAGCCAAAAUGUAUACAAAUCGUGAUUCAUAGAGAGUUUCAUUUUGUUUUUGAUAAUUAAAUGAACAAUAAUACCGAUCUGUAAACUAAAAAGCAAUCUUAAAAAGAAAAAAAAACAAAAUUAUUAAUAAUAUGAUGUAUGAGUGUAAUGGACAAAUUUUAACUUUUAAAAACAAAAAAAUAAAAAAAACAUCUAUAAAUCCUUAAUUCAUAUAAAACGAAAUUACUAUUUCUAUCAUAGACUUGAUUUUUUUAAAGAGCAAGCCUGUUAUAAACUUAUGAGGUAAUAAUUUUAAUGCUACAUGUAUAUGUGUGUGUCCUUAAUAAUAUUUAACAAGAAACCCAAGAUUAUGCAGACGAUAGCAGAAGUGUGCGCUUUUACAAAAUGUUAUAUUGGACCAUAGUGUUCUUUCUUAGUUUGAUAUUUCCUCAGGCAUCGCUUCCAGCAAACUUUAAUGCUUAAAGUCUCAAAGAUAUCUCAAUAUCUUUUGAAAUAUCAAAUUGAAGAUGUCGCUAUGUUCUAUUAUACACACACACACCAAUUGAAGAAUGUUUCUAUUUAUGUAUGUUUGGGAAAAUGUAUUGUAGUAAUGUAUGAAUAGAAGUCCGUUUUUUUUUUUGGAAGUAGAUGCUGGUACAGUGAGCCUGACUUCCAUGGUCAUGUUAAAAUGUUCACUUAAAAUGCAGAGUUAACCAUUUUCUUUUUAUUUCAUUCUUUCUGUUUGUUUGCACAAAUGUAGUUAAUACAAACAUUUCCCAACAUACGUAAGUCUAAACAUACAGACAUUCUUUACUAUUUAAUGUUAAGCAAAACAAAUAAACAAGAAAAUGAAUCCUGCCCUCCAUUUGCAACUUAGUAUUUAUGUGAAACUUUAAACUUAAAUAAUACAAAAAAAAAUUUAAAAAAAAGAAAAAACUUAAAAAUAGCAUUACAAUUACAUAUACAUGUAUGGAAAAUAUAAGAAAAAAAAACCAAACAAUACAUUUAACACAUUUGUGAACUACUAACGCCAAAUGAAACCAACUUUUUUGCUUUUUUAUUUGUGCUAUAUUGAAAAGAAAAAUAAACACCCAAUAUAAAUACCUGUACUAAAUAGGAAUAAGUAAAAGAUCAACAACAAUAAUAACAACAACAAAACAUACUGUAACCUAUAGACUACAAAGAACCUUACGAAGUCAACGAUUUGAUCUUAAUCAAAGUUUCUCCAUACAAUACAAAACCAAAAGAAAACCGAUGGAAAUGGAAACCUUCUUUUCUAUCUCUCUCACACACACACACACUGAUUUAAAAUGCGUAUGCAUAAUAUUUUCCUCGGUCGAGUUACACACAUCACUUAUACGUACUGUUAGCUUAAGACAUUUUUCUGUAAUUUUUCUGUUUUUUUUUUAACUACAACAAUAUACUACCAAACUCUUAAUGUAUAUGUAUGUACGCUAUUCUUUUCAACUAACAAACACUUGGACUUUUUACUACAAACCAUUUUAGUAAAUAUAUCUAUGCAAAUAUAUACAUAGAACAUUUAAAAGUACUAACUACUCAAUGACAACAAAAAAACAGAACAAACAAAACAAAAAAACCUAUAGAUUAAAUGGUGUUUCCAAAAGACCAUUUGUAAACGUGUUGUGCUUUUUCUAGAUUUUAAAGUUCAUAAUUAUAACUUAAUCAAAAAAAAAAAAAAAAAAAAAAAAAAAACAAAACGAAAAACCAAAACAAUGUACUAUUCAAUUUCCAAGUAAAUGGUAUGGUUUUAUGAAACAGAAAAACAAAUAUAACAAUAAACAAUAACAACAAAAAUAUAUACAUACUUAUAUACAAUAUAACAAAUAAAAGGUAAUUUUUAUACGUGCACUCAUAAUUAUUUACAUGUAUUUAGAUUUAUAUAUAAAUAUAUAUAGAAUUAUAUAAACAAAAAAAAACCUAUGCAAACAUAUAUAAAAAUAACAAACCACAAUUGCAAUUGUAUUUUAUAGAUAUGAAAAAACAAAGAAACAAACAAGUGAAAACAAUACUACCUACCACAACAAUAACAAUGGAAAUUCCUUACUCUUUAAUAAGCCAUUUUCAAAUAUAAAAUAGAAGUACUUUUUUUGUAAAAUCUUUAAAUCCUAUUUCUGAAAGAUUGGAAAUAACCAUAUUUUUCCUAUUGAGAAGUUGCUCGAGAUGUUGAGAAUUGUCUAAAUUCAUUAAUGUCUAUUUCUAACUCUAACAAAGUACUUCGAAAGAUAUUUGAUAAAGGUGCGCAAUUUGAGUUUCCAGCAAAAAAAAGAAAAAAAUUAUAAAACUUUGCUUUAUUUUUAAUUUGGUAUGUUAACGUUUUCAACAGUCUUAUGUGGUUUAAUGGCUUAGUUCUUUUUUACUAAAUAUAUAUUUUAUGUAAAUGUUCCCACCCCCAUUUCCCUCUUUAGAUUUUUAAUGGAAAGUAAAUAAAAAAAAUUAUAUAUAUAUAUGAAUUUUUGCUGUGAUGUAUGUUAAAUUGAAAACUAAAAUGAGAAAAAAUAUACAUAUACAAAUCUUUAAUCAUGCAAUUUUCUGUAUUUAACUCAAA